UCAUGCAGACGACGCUGAUCAAGAAGCGAAACAUGGCCCCUCGGUGCAAACUAUGUUGGCAUGGGAAGUUCGUGUACAAGUUUAUACUUGAAUGGCCUCCCGAUAGCGUCAACGUGCUAAACCACGAACAGGGCAUUAUCACGACAGUAGUAGAGGCUGUCAGUAAGGGAGACUAUCCUCAGAAGCUUUCCAACGGAGAGUUCAUCGCCGACAUUGAACCUCGCGAAUGGAAGAUGAGUGGUCAAAUGGUCCUUGAGAAAGACGGCGCAAAGUACGAAUUGUACCAUCACGAAUUCCACCUGCGUGUCCAGAGAAACCGUGUCGCCCCGCCCUCAGCAGACGACAUCCGUAAUCGCAACGCUGACGAAGGUAGCUCUGCUAGUGAGACUUCCUUGCCACCAGUGAAGCAAGAGUGGCCAUCACGUAAGAAGAAACGCAAGAUCAGGAUGCCUGCAGUGUACCGCCACAGGAAUUCCUCAGCAUCACGGGCUGUGGUGCACAGACAAUCCAGGCGUUACCUGGAGCGCACACUGCCAUUUUCAGUGCAGGACUGCCUGCGUUAUGUGAAACCCAAGGAUGCCAGGCACAAACUUGCUGUGAAGCAAUACUACAUACCUGACAUGAUUUACCGAGCACUUCAGCAAUUUGCAAAUACCUCGGAGACCCAAAGUGGCAACAGUGCUAUUAUCUUCCUUGACGACAGCGUGUCCCUGAGAGACAGUGGGCCAAAGGCCAUUCAGUAUGGCCAGAGCAAUGAUCCAACAGCAAGCACUGGAUUGUUUCAAAACCUAAGAAGGGGCGUUGCAACAGUUCUUGACAAGAUGUCGAAGUGGAUAGCAUGAAGAGACGCAAAACAUUCGUUAAACUGACAAGGGUUGCGCAGUUCUGCAAGAGUAUAAAAAUAAAAAAACAAAGCCGAA
Messenger RNA from Dermacentor silvarum, 920 nucleotides. RefSeq lists its product as uncharacterized. NCBI's taxonomy places the organism in Eukaryota, Metazoa, Arthropoda, Arachnida, Ixodida, Ixodidae. The record is from RefSeq and is a predicted model, not a curated record. Bases 3 to 842 code for a protein of 279 amino acids. The transcript has 7 exons.